AUGGCUGUUCACUCCAAAGAUGAGGCUUUGAUGUGUAAGGUCUUUCCAUCUAGCUUGGGCCUGGUGGCGAUGAGGUGGUUCAACGGUUUGAGGGCGAACUCUAUCGACUCCUUCAAGAAACUCACCCGAACUUUUGGUGCUCGCUUCAUUACUUGCAGCAGGGUUCCUCGGCCUCUGAGAUCUUUGUUGUCUAUGUCCAUGCGGGAGGAUGAGAAUCUGAAGGCUUAUUCGGAUAGAUACUGGGAGAUAUUUAAUGAAAUAGAAGGAGAGUACGAUGAUGUGGCCAUUAGCACUUUCAAGGCUAAUCUUCCAGCCGAGCAUGAUUUGAGGAAAUCUCUAACUGGUAAACCUAUUACUAGUGUACAUCAAUUGAUGGAUCGGAUUGACAAGUACAGAAGAGUAGAAGAAGACCAAUUACAGGAGAAAGCAAAGGCUAAGGUGAUCCCUCAUGAGAGGAGGGAUUUCAGGUUGAACCUAUACAAUAAUAACCGACCUCGAAAAGACUUUGUUGAGCAGUCAGGAUCUGCUAACACCUAG
This is a messenger RNA of Quercus lobata, 537 nucleotides long. RefSeq lists its product as uncharacterized. NCBI's taxonomy places the organism in Eukaryota, Viridiplantae, Streptophyta, Magnoliopsida, Fagales, Fagaceae. Bases 1 to 537 code for a protein of 178 amino acids. The transcript has a single exon. The record is from RefSeq and is a predicted model, not a curated record.